AUAGUAGUAUAUAUAAUCUAAAAAAAAAGUUCAACAUCAAAAUCAAACUACAAAAACAUACAAACAGUACAAGCUUCAAUACCUCAUUUCAUUUUCUUUUGCUACUCGCUCUAUUUGCUCUUCGCAUGUCCAUACAGAAUCUCAAUUCACGCGAUCCCUUCGCGGAUGCUAUCAAGGGUGCCGACGAUGAUAUACAGGACGGCCUUGUGCACAUUCGCAUACAACAACGCAACGGACGCAAAACAUUAACCACUGUGCAGGGUCUAUCCGUUGAGUACGAUUUGAAGAAAAUUGUGCGUAGCUGCAAAAAGGAAUUCGCAUGCAACGGCACAGUCAUUGAGCAUCCACAAUACGGUGAAGUGCUGCAGCUGCAAGGCGAUCAGCGUGAGAACAUUUGUCAGUGGCUCACCAAGGCCGGACUGGCCAAAGCCGAUCGCCUCAAGGUGCAUGGCUUCUAAGCCGCGCAACUGAAAGUGGCAGCAUGGACAUGCCCACUACCAGCCAAAGCAAUGACGACCCCCCCACAAUAGAAAUUUAGAGAGAGCGCAAGUACCAACCAUAAGCUCUGGCAGCUGAAAUUAUGCACACAACAUUUUAAGUUUGUUUAUGAUAGUAAAAUAAAAGUUCCAUAGUUUCCGCAGUCAAAAGCAAAGAGA
Messenger RNA from Drosophila busckii, 656 nucleotides. Its product is annotated as eukaryotic translation initiation factor eIF1. Gene Ontology annotation, cellular component: eukaryotic 43S preinitiation complex. Gene Ontology annotation, molecular function: ribosomal small subunit binding; RNA binding; translation initiation factor activity. Gene Ontology annotation, biological process: translational initiation. The record is from RefSeq and is a predicted model, not a curated record. Lineage: Eukaryota; Metazoa; Arthropoda; Insecta; Diptera; Drosophilidae. Bases 126 to 458 code for a protein of 110 amino acids. The transcript has a single exon.